GACGUGUCAUCGAUCGGGGAUCGAGCACGAUCGACGUCCGUCGUCGUCGGCCGGUUGCUGACAGCCGACGUCAACUUCGCCGAAGGAGGCAAGCGCGACGCGGCGGCGGCGGCGGCGGCGGCGGCAGCAGCAGGAGGUGCGAACGAGGCUCAUCGCGCUGCGGGAUCCGCGGCAGUGCGGAGACGGUCGAGAAGGUGUUGUUCAGUCACAAGUCCAGGAUUCUCACCCCCGGAGGCGGCGCCAUCUCGCCCGGGGGCGCGGGGCCACCCGCGAGCCCAUCGCCGGGGCACUAUCAUCCACCUACGCACAGUCCGCCGCUGGUCAAGAUUGGCUCGGUCCACGCCCACCAGCCGAACAAUAACCACCACCACCAGCAUCAUCAGCAACAGCAGCAGCAACAGCAACAACAGUCGUCGAGUCAACCGCAGGUGCCGACCGGUGCGGGAGGGGGUGGCGGGCCGGGGGGCGGCGCGGUGGCCAGGGCCGGAGGCAUGUUCUGCUACCACUGCCCCCCGGGCCUCCCGGCGCCGCGAUUACCGCCGUCCCUGGAGUAUCCUUUCGCCCCGACGCACCCCUACACCAGCUACUCCGCCUAUCACCCGGCACUGCACGGAGUCGGCGAGGAUUCCUUCGUGAGGAGGAAACAACGGCGGAACAGGACGACUUUCACUCUGCAGCAAUUGGAGGAGCUCGAGUCCGCCUUCGCGCAGACUCACUACCCGGACGUCUUCACGCGAGAAGAUCUGGCGAUGAAGAUUAAUCUCACGGAGGCCAGAGUUCAGGUGUGGUUCCAAAACCGCCGGGCGAAAUGGCGUAAGAGCGAACGGCUGAAGGAGGAGCAACGCAAACGCGAAGGCGGCAGCGCCGCUGGCAACGGCGGUGGUAGCGGUAGUUCCAGUGUUGGUAGCGGCGGCGGCGGCGGCAGCGGAGGCAGCGGUGGUGGUGGCGGCGGCGGCGGCGGCGGCGGUAACGUGGAGUCUUCAGCUUUAACCGCGCCGACGUCUUCGUCAGCGGGUCCAAGUCCCACGGGGAACGACCCAGAAGGUACGACCAGCAGCAGCGCCGCCGACACGGAGGACGCCGUGCCGGAGGGUGGUGGCGGCUCCAGGAGCCCCAGCACGACUUCCGCCUCGGUCAGUCCUCGGCCCCAGCCAAGUCAGCCGUCCCUGAGUGGCGUCUCGACGCCACCACCGACCCCCAUAAGGGCGCCACCGCCGUCAGCGAGCACCGUGGGGGGCCUCGGACCGCCCGCCGAGAGCAGCACGGGAAUAGGCGCGGGUUUCAGGCCGGUGGAGCCGCCGACGUCGCUCUUCUUCUCGCCGCACCUGGCCGCGCAGUUCUCGCCGCCGCUGUUCGCCAACAAGGUGGUCAGCAGCGCUGCGUCGACAUCGCUGACCUCGACGACGCCGUCGCUGUGGACCAGCAGCGAGCACCGGCCGGGCAGUCUGCAGGAGAUGCUCUCUUGGUCGCCGACCGGCUGGCCCGGCUCCAUCUGCGGCUGCUGCAAGCCCGGCACCGGCAGCGACCUCCACCGCAGCAACAGCCUGGCCGAGCUCCGCAGGAAGGCUCAGGAGCACUCGACGGCCUCGGCGCUACUCGGCGGCCUCGCCGGCUUCCCCGGCGGUCUACCUCUGCCCUUGCCUCUGCCGCUGCUGCCGCCGUUGCUGGGGCUCUCCAGGCGACCGGAGCACCAUCACCACCAUCACCUACCUAGCGUGGUGCACCAGAUACAGCCCAGCACCAAGGAGGAUCCCUAGGAUCUCCGCGCCGAAGUCGUCGUCGUUGUCGUCUCGUAGACACGGUGUAGUCGAAGCCGAAAGCGUUCCGAACGCUCGCAAAUCGCGCUGGUCCGGGCGGUUGACGCGAUACGGUCGCGGUGAGUCGCGGAUGUCGAGACCGCGUAUGAGAGAGAGAGGAGAGAGAGAGAGAGAGAGAGAGAGAGAGAGAGAGGGAGAGAGAGGAAGUCUCUGCUCGUGCAGGUCGUUGAACAGUGACCGGACGGAAACUCGUUGAUGGGAAACGAUUGAACGUCUGAACGUUCGACCGUAACACGAUACGUCUGUUGAACGAUAAAAGGUUCAUUGAAAAAUAGCGAAUCGUUCGUCGCAAUCGUCUCGUGCUCCUUUUCGUUCUUUCUUCAACGUUUUGCUUUUCGUGAGCAAUUUGGAGCGCGGGUGGAACAGGAGUUUACUGUUAUCGUCGUGGUUACAACUCGCUCGGGAUUACCGUUCUCUCUCUCUCUCUCUCUCUCUCUCUCUCUCUCUCUGCGGCAAUCUUGCUAUCCCUACGACCGAGUUUUCGUCCGGUCUCGGCAGGCGACAGAAAAUCCACCGCACGAACCGGUUUCUUCUGUCUGCGCGGGCAUGAAGAGUCCUGCGUUGCACGUCAACCAACGUUGGGUCCAGACGCGGAGCGGCCGGGGCUUCGCGUCCUCCUCCGUGUCUGCGGCGUCGAAAACUGGACUCGUCGACACCGCGUCGCUCAUGAGCCUCUGGUUUCGAGUUCGUUCUUACGAUCGCAUCCUGAUUUCUCGUAUCUUCCCGAUCUCGGUGGAACACCGACGGUGUCCGAGCAGACGACGAGUGUAAGUAUCUCGACUGUUCGAAGGACGUCGUUCACCGUCGCUUUUUCUCGGCAAGGCGCAAAUUCGCUCCUCGACAUCCUUGAAGUUUGUCGCUUCGGCGCCGAUCACCUGGGCUUGAAGUCUCGCUUGUCGACGGAGCGAAGCGAGAUACACACAUACGUUCGCCGACAUCACCGAGUCACACGUGUGCGAGAAAUGAAGCGUCGAACAAUGCAGCACCGUCGAUCAAUCCCGCAGAUUACUUGGUUACAACCGCGGACAGUGUAAAUAGGCGCGGCGCGCAUCUCUCACGAUAAUCUUCAGUAGUACCCACUCAUCCACACGCAUAAACCUCUUCUUCUCGCAUAUAUUUAAUCCACGAUAACGUUCGAAUCUCCAUUCUACGCGGAGUGCUCGUUUAUUUAUUGCCUUAUUGCCUCGUGAACUCGCGAGCCCGACUCAUUCACGCUACACCACUACCACCACACACUACCACGUUUCCACGAGAGAGAGAGAGAGAGAGAGAGAGAGAGAGAGAG
This is a messenger RNA of Harpegnathos saltator (Jerdon's jumping ant), 3102 nucleotides long. RefSeq names its product Dorsal root ganglia homeobox (gene Drgx). The transcript is spliced from 5 exons. The record is from RefSeq and is a predicted model, not a curated record. Gene Ontology annotation, biological process: regulation of transcription by RNA polymerase II. The coding region runs from base 492 to 1757 and encodes 421 amino acids. Gene Ontology annotation, molecular function: DNA-binding transcription factor activity, RNA polymerase II-specific; RNA polymerase II transcription regulatory region sequence-specific DNA binding. Lineage: Eukaryota; Metazoa; Arthropoda; Insecta; Hymenoptera; Formicidae.